This is a messenger RNA of Diplodia corticola, 1605 nucleotides long. RefSeq names its product phenylalanyl-trna synthetase alpha chain. The coding region runs from base 1 to 1605 and encodes 534 amino acids. NCBI's taxonomy places the organism in Eukaryota, Fungi, Ascomycota, Dothideomycetes, Botryosphaeriales, Botryosphaeriaceae. The transcript is spliced from 3 exons. Gene Ontology annotation, biological process: phenylalanyl-tRNA aminoacylation. The record is from RefSeq and is a predicted model, not a curated record. Gene Ontology annotation, cellular component: cytoplasm; phenylalanine-tRNA ligase complex; cytosol. Gene Ontology annotation, molecular function: ATP binding; tRNA binding; phenylalanine-tRNA ligase activity.
AUGGUCGGCCAACGCGGCCCCGUGCCGGUGCCGCAGCACACCGAUGCCACCCAGCUGGUCCUUGACCUGCUGAACGAGAAGCCCACCCUCCAUUCGAACAAGGACUUGGCCAGCUUUUCGCAGGUCGAUGCGAAGGCCGCCUUGGACCGCCUGGCCUCGCGCUCCAUGGUCACGUACCAGACCGCCGACUCGGAGGUGGCCGUGCUCACGAAGGAGGGCCAAACCAUAGCCGACGAGGGCAGCCACGAGUGGAAGGUGUGGGACGUGGUGAAGCGGAACGGCAAGGUUCCCAUCAAGGAUCUUCCCGGCCUGGCAGCCAAUGCCGAUGUCAAGGUCGGCCAAGGCAACGCCUUUCGCAACAAGUGGAUCAAGAAAGACGGCGACACGCUGAUUCCGCUGGUCGACGAGGUGCAGGACACCACGCGCGCAACCCUUCAGAACGUCGCCGAGACUGGCACCAUUACCGAUGCGAAAUUGCUGGCCGACUUGAAGAGGAGGAAACUUGUGACUACCUCAAAGGUCUUCACCUAUACCGUCGAAAAGGGCCCCAAGUAUGCCCGUGAGGUGCCCGUCGAGCAUACCGACUUGACUGCCGAUAUGCUGCUCGACGGCUCGUGGCAGACCGCAAACUUCAAGCCUUACAACUUCAACGCUCUUGGCGCUCCUCAGAAUGCCGGCGCGUUACAUCCUUUGAUGAAGGUGCGCGCCGAGUUCAGGAACAUCUUCUUCAACCAGGGCUUCGUCGAGAUGCCCACUUCUCGCUUCGUGGACUCGGGCUUCUGGAACUUCGACGCUCUCUUCGUUCCUCAGCAGCAUCCUGCCCGUGAUAUGCAAGACACCUUCUUCAUUUCUGACCCCGCAGCAGCCGACCCGCCCCGCGAUGACCCCGUGGCUGAGGCGCAGAUGAACGAGAUGGAAGAGGGCGGUCGCCACCUGUACGCAACUGCCGAAGCUGAAAAAAGGAUCAAGCCUCGCGACUACGAGAAGUACUGGAACGACAUCAAGGCCGUGCACCAGGACGGUGCCUUCGGAUCCGUGGGCUACCGCUACCCCUGGUCCAAGGAUGAGUGCCUCAAGCUUGUCCUCCGGACGCACACGACCGCCAUUUCCACCUGGGUGCUGCACAGACUGGCUGAAGAUCCACGUCCGGCACGCUACUUCUCCAUCGACCGUGUCUUCCGCAACGAAUCUGUGGAUGCGACCCAUCUGGCAGAGUUCCACCAGAUCGAGGGUGUCAUUGCGGACUUCGGCCUGACUCUUGGCGGUCUACAGAAGUUCCUUGAGACCUUCUUUGCGCAGAUCGGUAUCACCAACCUGCGCUUCAAGCCUGCCUAUAACCCUUACACAGAGCCGUCCAUGGAAAUCUUCGGCUACCACCAAGGCCUCGGCAAGUGGGUCGAGAUCGGCAACUCUGGCAUGUUUAGGCCCGAGAUGUUGCUGCCCAUGGGCCUACCUGAGGAUCUCCGUGUCUACGGCUUCGGUCUGAGCUUGGAGCGACCAACCAUGAUCAAGUAUGGCGUCAGCAACAUUAGAGAUUUGCUCGGCCACAAGGUUGAUCUGAACUUCAUUGAGAGCAACGCUGCGGUGCGCCUGGAUAAGAACUAG